GCGUGAGUCCUUCUUUCCCUUUUCCUUUCAGCUGCCUCAGUACAUCAUUACUCAUCAACCGCUUCUUAUUCAGUCAGAGGAUCCCACCCAGCUGCAACCCUCGAGGGCUUCGAUCACCGUAGGACCCACAAGCUACAAAACCAUUGAGCAUUCAUAACAACCGGGCGUUCACAGCUAUGAUGGAAAGACCUGUUGAAGAAGAGGAUGCAGUGGAAGAAGAAGCCCCCGACUGGCGAAUGCUACUCAAAUAUACAAAAAGUCUAGGGGCUCAAAGUGUAGGAGGAAAUCAAGAGCCUUUCAUCCCCCGACGAGGCGAGAAGGAUUUCGAACCGACCGAAGCACUGGCUCCCACUCAAACCAAAGCCCUCCAAGAAUCGCGCCAAGCUCUCUUUACGGCCUUAUCUGCGGGUAUUCGGGGACACUCCUCACGGGAUCAUGUGAGAUGUGUUUGGACGAGCCCGAGGAGGGAUCAUGGUCGAUCUGAGGACGAGCCAGUCAUCCAACCCUAUGUGGACGGAACAGCCAAGGGAGUCCUAUUCUCUUCAAUCGGGAGGUGGAGCAGGGAGCGAAAGAGGCUGGAAUUGAGCCCAGAGGAGUUGCUGUAUCUGGUCGAAAGAGGGACCGUCGAAUGCUGGACUGCUGAGGAUCGAGCCACUGGACAGGGCGCCAUCCCGAUGUCUGUCCAACGAGCAUGGGCUGAGAUCAUCGGAACUAAUCAACUAUCACUCGAGCGAUAUCAGGUGUAUGCGUAUCUCAAGCGGCUGGGUUAUAUUGUUCUUCGCAAGGAACAUGUCGAUUCGAUCUGGCGCUCCCAAACACGCCAAGCCGCUCUACCCUCCACAUACUCCCCUCGUUCCUUCCUUGCAAACCUUUUCUCGUUCAUCUGCCGGCCGAUACUAAAACUCCAAUCGUGGUUGAAGUUACUUUGGAUGCCUAACUCACAACCCUGGAUUGGAAGAAAAUAUAUCUCGACACUCGCUGUUGCUAAUCGCAGUCUCAUUCAUGAUGGGAUUUGGAAAACUUAUGAAUCCGUCUUCAAUGCACUCAGUCUGACCCCGUCAGGCCCAAAGGUCCGGUUACCAAGCGCUAUAUCCGCUUCGACGACUUGUCCGACAAAAAACAAUGGAGGCUAUGAAGUGUUCUACUACGUCUAUAAACCAAAUAAUCGGUUCCCCAAAUCCAGUCCACCGACUCCCGACUUUCAGAUCUGUGUGAUCGACUCUGAAAAAAUGUGCAUCCCCAAUAUCGCCACGACCAACGCUCUACUCGACACUGUCCAAGGCCCUUCCGCUCCCAAAUACCCUCCAACCAUUGCCAAGCCUGCAGCAGAUCCCAAGCCACCAAUCAGUCGACCGUCCUCUUCUCCACCGCUUCACAAGACGAUCAUCUCUCUUCUCUCGUUCGGUUUCUUUUUUGGAGCUCAAUCGAAAACCGGCAAGAAACCGUUCCGACAAAACGUGUUUGCUAAACUUAAGAGGGGCGAACGGAACGUCUUACUAGCUGUUAAUGAUCAUGGAAUCAUCAGCUUCCUUAAAUUCACGGAAACUCAUUUUGCUGGAACUCCCUUGGUGGGCGCACAGAGUAGUAUUUAAAUCUGGAUCGGAUUUCUUGAGUCCAUCGAUUCUUGUUUUUUUUUUUGUUUCUGUUCAAAAAUGUCGCCCCUUUUUUUGGAAAUAUAUGUAGUAGGGAAAUCCCUUUCAUUGAGCGGAUAAUAAAAGAUCAUUUCGUGUUUAGAAAAUAAGUUACAAGUUA
Molecule: messenger RNA, 1752 nt
Organism: Puccinia graminis f. sp. tritici CRL 75-36-700-3
Lineage: Eukaryota; Fungi; Basidiomycota; Pucciniomycetes; Pucciniales; Pucciniaceae
Exons: 6
Coding region: 177-1592 (471 amino acids)
Biological process (GO): tRNA-type intron splice site recognition and cleavage
Cellular component (GO): tRNA-intron endonuclease complex
Source: RefSeq, a predicted model, not a curated record